GAAGACGUGGAAAGUAUAAGACCAAACACUCUCUAUCCACAAACACUUGAAACCUCCCGCGAAUCCCAUACCUGUCUGAACAACACACACAUUUUUCAGAUAAGACCACCAAAAAAACACACACUCACACACUACAACAAUGGCUUCUACUACUACAACUAGUCUCCAUGUACUUACAGACCGCAGUAUAAUUCUCAAAUCAUCUUUUUUUAACUCUUUAUCUACUCUUACUUGUCUUCCUCGAAACUCCAAGACUCGCAAUCGCAUUGCUGUGCCUAAAGCUUCUUUGAAUCGGAGACAGUUGAUUGCUGAUACUGCCGCGGCAACUGCGGCGGCCAUUUCGUUGGGCUCCUCGGCGUUUGUGCUUCCGGCGAGGAGUGAAGAUCAGUUGUCGGAGUGGGAGAGAGUUUCGCUUCCGAUUGAUCCUGGUGUUGUUCUGCUUGAUAUUGCUUUUGUUCCUGAUGACACUUCUCACGGUUUUUUGUUGGGAACAAGGCAGACUUUAUUGGAGACGAAAGACAAGGGGAGUACUUGGGUUCCACGUUCCAUACCUUCUGCAGAGGAUGAAGAUUUUAAUUACAGAUUUAACUGUAUUAGUUUUCAAGGGAAGGAAGGGUGGAUUGUGGGAAAGCCUGCUAUUUUAUUGCAUACUUCGGAUGGCGGAGACAGCUGGGAACGAAUUCCAUUGAGUGCUGAAUUGCCUGGAGAUAUGGUGUACAUCAAAGCAACUGGAGAUAAGAGCGCAGAAAUGGUAACUGAUGAAGGUGCUAUAUACGUUACAUCCAAUAGAGGCUACAACUGGAAGGCUGCUGUGCAGGAAACUGUAUCAGCCACUCUCAACAGAACAGUUUCUAGUGGCAUUAGUGGUGCGAGCUACUACACAGGGACUUUCAAUACAGUGAACCGUUCACCAGAAGGCAACUAUGUUGCGGUGUCAAGUCGUGGUAACUUCUACCUGACUUGGGAGCCUGGGCAGCCCUACUGGCAGCCACAUAAUAGGUCAGUUGCUCGAAGAAUACAGAACAUGGGCUGGAGGGCUGAUGGUGGCCUUUGGCUUCUUGUACGCGGUGGGGGUCUUUAUCUCAGCAAAGGCACGGGGAUAACAGAGGAAUUUAAUGAAAUUCCGGUGCAGAGUCGUGGCUUUGGCAUUCUUGAUGUUGGGUAUCGAUCAGUGGAUGAAGCUUGGGCUGCUGGGGGCAGCGGGGUACUGUUGAAAACUAAAAAUAGUGGCAAGACUUGGAGUCGUGACAAAGCAGCUGAUAAUAUUGCUGCCAAUCUGUAUUCAGUAAAAUUCAUUAAUGAUAAGCAGGGAUUUGUCCUAGGAAAUGAUGGAGUUCUGUUAAAAUAUCUCGGAUGAACAACAUACCUACAUACAUGGCUCUUAUCUUUGCUUUCCCCCCUCCAAUUUUGUACUGAUAUCAUAUGUUGGCAUUUCUACGGCAUGACAAAGGAACAAAAACUAAGUAUUCAAUAUAGAAGCUCUCCUCCGCCAAGAUACUUGGAUAUUAUGUAUCCAUUCAUUGUCAGAUUGUGUGCUGCAUGUAUAGUUUUGUAAUCAUAUUAACAUGGCCACCAGAUUUGAGACUCCCAUAUAAGCAUAGUUGUUGACAUUGUC
Daucus carota subsp. sativus is the source of this 1615-nucleotide messenger RNA. RefSeq names its product photosystem II stability/assembly factor HCF136, chloroplastic. NCBI's taxonomy places the organism in Eukaryota, Viridiplantae, Streptophyta, Magnoliopsida, Apiales, Apiaceae. The record is from RefSeq and is a predicted model, not a curated record. Bases 140 to 1357 code for a protein of 405 amino acids. Gene Ontology annotation, molecular function: protein binding. The transcript has 9 exons.